AUGUCUACACCAGCCCGCAAGAAGGUGCUGUUGAUGGGAAAAUCAGGAAGCGGGAAGACGUCGAUGCGUUCAGUCAUCUUCUCGAACUAUACAGCGAGAGAUACGAGAAGACUAGGAGCUACGAUCGAUGUUGAGCAGUCAGCUGUGAGGUUCCUAGGUGGUUUGGUGUUGAACCUAUGGGACUGCGGUGGUCAAAACGCCUUUGUAGACAACUACCUCUCCUCCCAAAAAGACACCAUUUUCUCCAAUGUUGCCGUCCUAAUCUACGUAUUUGAUAUCACAUCAAAUGAGUGGGACGGAGAUUUAAGAUAUUUCGAAGAUAUCCUGUUCGCUCUCAGGGAAAAUUCUCCAGAAGCGGGAGUAUGGGUAUUGAUAAAUAAAAUGGAUUUGAUAGAUAAGGAGGAUCCUCAGAGGAAGAAGUUCAAAGAGAGGAAAGCUGAUUUGAUGAGAGUGGACCAAUCGGUCAGAGAAGAGUUGAAAGAUGAGACGAUCAAAGAGGUUUUGAGGUGUUUUCCGACGAGUAUAUGGGAUGAAUCGUUGUACAAGGCAUGGUCCUCGAUCAUCCACACUCUCAUACCCAACAUCUCCCUAAUAACAUCCCAUCUCACCUAUCUCCGAGACCUAUGUCUAGGGGUAGAAGCGGUAUUAUUCGAAGCUGAUACUUUCCUGGUCAUUGCCAAAUCUGGUUCACCAUUGGAUUGUGAUCCCAGUGAUUUGGAUGCCGUGGAAAUUGACAACGGAGCGAGGGAAUUGGAUCAACAGCGGUUCGAGAAGAUUAGUGAGAUUGUUAAAGGGUUCAAAAAGACUUGUUCACGGAAUCACGAGCAGUAUCAUGGUUUCGAAGCUAAAUUUAACGAUUGUACAAUCGUACUUGAACCUCUAACGAAGAACACAUAUAUAAUGAUCGUAUCUGUUGAUCCUAGAGUCGAAACCGGUGCAUUACUAUACAACGUCCAUCAGUCUUCUGCCCACAUGGUAGAAUUCGCUACGAAACAUACAUUGGAGGUGCAGAAGUGCGGCAUCUGUCGAAAUAAUAAAGAUUUGAAAUAUGACGUUCAAGGUGAUGAUGAUGAUUCGAUACCUGCAUGGGACGAUCCUCUACCAUGA
This is a messenger RNA of Kwoniella botswanensis, 1107 nucleotides long. RefSeq lists its product as uncharacterized. Gene Ontology annotation, cellular component: nucleus; Gtr1-Gtr2 GTPase complex; fungal-type vacuole membrane. Lineage: Eukaryota; Fungi; Basidiomycota; Tremellomycetes; Tremellales; Cryptococcaceae. Gene Ontology annotation, biological process: cellular response to starvation; negative regulation of autophagy. Gene Ontology annotation, molecular function: GTP binding; GTPase activity. The record is from RefSeq and is a predicted model, not a curated record. Bases 1 to 1107 code for a protein of 368 amino acids. The transcript has 9 exons.